AAAGCCUACCACCAUUAGAACACAAAAAUCUUUGUAUCUCUCUCAUCUCUCAAUCGAUUUUAAAGAUUUUUGGUGGGUUGGUUUCGGUUUUGAAAGGCUCUCUCCAUUACUUAUUAUCUCAUCUGCUAGUUCUGCAUCAAUCCUCGUCGAAUACAAGGAACAAUGGGAAGAACCAAUUUGAGACUUGGGGAAAAACAAACUAAGGCAAAGGAAGUUGUAGAGAGGAUUGUGGAAAAGAAAAAGAAGAAAGCAAUUCAGUCUAAGGGUUCACUUGGUAAACAAAAAGCUCUAGCAAGCAAGAAGAAGAAUAAGGAGCUUGUGAUUGAGGAUACUGAUUCAGAGGACAGGGACAUGGGUGAGAGUGAGUCUGCUUCUCCACCACCUCCAGCUGCCAAGGAAAAGCAGAUUAAACCAACCAAGAAGAAACCUACCUACUCCAAAUUGAUGAAGCACCUUAAGACAAUCAAGUUUGCUCCAACUAGAUACCCAGAUCAUGAAUUCCUUCACAAUGUUGGCCUCCUUGAAGACAUGCAAACUAUCUUCACAACUUUGGGAUUAGGACAGUUCUUCAAUAUGGCUUUUCCCACCUAUGUUGAGCCGACAAGAGAGUUUCUUGCAUCCUUGUUAGUGACUUAUUAUGAGGAUGAGAUGGUGGAGGAGAAUAAUGAUCUUGGGCAUUUUGAGUUUAAGGUUCAAGGGAAGCACUACAAGAUGACCUUUGGAGAGUUGGGAACUAUCUAUGGUUUUCAACCAGGAGCAAGGCUGGAAUACAACAUUAACCCUAAGGAGUAUAGUUCUUUUUGGGAAUAUAUUGGUAUGGGAAGAUACAUAGCUGGUCAAGCUAAAAACUAAGGCAUCCAACACCCUACAGUGAGAUAUGCUCACAAGGUUCUCUCUCACACUCUUUUUGCAAGAAGAGAAGCUGGAGCAGUUCAAGCCAUGAACUUGGCUGUCUUAUAGCAGGACUGCAACCUUUCAUAAGAACCUAUGAAGAAAGGAAUCCUCCAUUGUCUAAUGCUGAAAACACUUAUGUUGCUGCUGUUUUUCUUCACCAAUUGCUUCACUACAAGAAUUGGGUUUGGGAAACAAGAGAUAGGACUCCUAUCCUAAGUAUGGGUGGACUUGUCACCCCCAUUUUGCAAGCAAAAGGAGUUGAGCUUGGUGAGUUUGACCAUGACAUUGCAAGGCUUGAUCCAGUCUACCUCAAGAAGACAACUUAUUUGGAUGGCCAAACUGAGAAAGGUUUCUAUGCCUACUAUGGCUACAUUUUCAAAAGCAUGCAAAAGCAAAGGCUCCUACUCCCUCAAAAGGAUGUCACAAGCCUUUAUAUCAAGUAUGGAAUAUGUUGCCAGAUUAAAGAUGACUUCUUGUACUCCUCUAAGCAUGAUGGACCAGUGAUUCCAAUAACAACUUCAUGGAAGGGGAGAAAUCCAACUGAAGACACUUCACAAGCAGCUUCUCCCAGUCCAGUUUAUGGGAGUGCUAGGUAUGACUUCCAACCAUUUGAAGAAGCCACUACAAACAAGUCUCUUAGAGCUGCACACACCCAUAUCGACCUUCUCCAGUGCUUGGUUAGAUGGCAAGGGAAGAACAUUAAGAAGCUAGUAAAGGGAGGGAAGGGUCUUCACAUAAGGUUGAAGCAUGUGGAAGCCAAACUUGACAUUACAAGUACUUCAAGACCAAACCCUGAAGUUGAAGUGAAUCCAAGAGGAGAGCAAGCUGAUGAGGUUGAGGAUGAGUUGGAGAGACACUCAUUUCAUGGUGAAGCUAGUACUGCACUAGGAUUCUAUGACCCACCAAGAGCUUCAGCAUAUGAGAGGAGACAAAGAAGGAAGAGAAGGGCUGAGAAGUCUCCAACACCAUGCACUAGUAACUCCUCCUACUCUCUUGACUCCUCCAUGAACUAGAGGUACACUCCAAGUCCUUGUACAUAGAGUCUUUUCUUAUUUUCAGCUUAAUUUUCUUGUCCUUGUUAGUUUCUUUCCUAGCUUUUCUCACACAGGGACUGUGUGAAUUAAGUUUGGGGGAGGGACUAACCAUCUAACAUUGUGUUUUUUUUUUA
Molecule: messenger RNA, 2062 nt
Organism: Camelina sativa (false flax)
Lineage: Eukaryota; Viridiplantae; Streptophyta; Magnoliopsida; Brassicales; Brassicaceae
Source: RefSeq, a predicted model, not a curated record